This is a messenger RNA of Rhododendron vialii, 1364 nucleotides long. RefSeq names its product 3-deoxy-manno-octulosonate cytidylyltransferase, mitochondrial. Lineage: Eukaryota; Viridiplantae; Streptophyta; Magnoliopsida; Ericales; Ericaceae. The transcript is spliced from 8 exons. The record is from RefSeq and is a predicted model, not a curated record. Gene Ontology annotation, cellular component: cytosol. Gene Ontology annotation, molecular function: 3-deoxy-manno-octulosonate cytidylyltransferase activity. Bases 119 to 1039 code for a protein of 306 amino acids.
GAAUGGGUCUCCCCCACAGAAAAAACAGUUGCACCAUAAAUCCUGCUCCAACUGAUCACUCCUCACUCCCCCUCUCUCUCUCUCUCUCUCUCUCUCUCUCUCCAGAAAUAAGAACCCAAUGUCGAUCUGUACUCCGUCGUCGUCGUCAUCUUCUUCUUCUUCUUCUUCCUCCUCUGAAUCGUCAAGCUCGACCAAAGCAUGGAUCGUCCACGGCGUGGUGGUCGGGGCCGCGGUUGCGGUGGCACUCGGGGCCCACGCCUACCUUAAACUCACCCGAUCCGCCAAGUUUCGGAGCCGGGUCGUCGGUAUUAUACCAGCCCGUUUCGCCUCGUCUCGGUUCCAAGGCAAACCUCUCGUCCAGAUCCUCGGAAAGCCCAUGAUCCAGAGAACAUGGGAAAGGGCAAAAAUGGCAACUACAUUGGAUCAAGUUGUUGUGGCAACGGAUGAUGAAAAGAUUGCUGAGUGCUGUCGAGGAUUUGGAGCUGAUGUGAUAAUGACAUCAGAAUCAUGCCGAAAUGGUACUGAGCGUUGCAAUGAAGCACUACAAAAGCUUGAGAAGAAGUAUGAUGUCGUUGUCAAUAUUCAAGGGGAUGAACCUCUAAUUGAACCAGAAGUAAUAGAUGGAAUUGUCAAAGCACUUCAGGCAGCCCCAGAUGCAGUGUUUAGCACGGCAGUCACAUCUUUGAAACCUGAAGAUGCAUUUGAUCCAAACAGAGUUAAAUGUGUAGUGGAUACUCACGGCUAUGCAGUCUAUUUUUCAAGAGGACUGAUACCAUAUAAUAAGUCUGGGAAGGUCAAUCCUCAUUUCCCAUAUUUACUACACCUUGGGAUUCAGAGUUAUGAUACGAAGUUCCUCAAGAUAUAUCCGGAGCUUCCACCUACUCCGUUGCAACUGGAAGAGGAUCUGGAACAGCUAAAAGUCCUUGAAAAUGGAUAUAAGAUGAAGGUGAUAAAGGUUGACCAUGAAGCUCAUGGAGUUGACACCCCAGAAGAUGUGGAAAAGAUAGAAGGGUUCAUGCGUGAAAGAAACUUGCCGUAGUUCUGACCAUGCGAGAAAUCCUCAGAACAUAAUACACUGUCCAGAAGCAUACACUCACUUUGUUUUCACUUGAAAUCAGCAGCAAACUCUUUCUCAUUUACGGCUCUCUUUUGUCCUACAAACAUGACUUGAAAUGUUUUGUAUCAAUCAUGUUAGUAACUAUUUUCUUUUCUGACAGUUAGAUGCUUUUGCUGUGUCUUAGGUUAUGCUUUGGUUUUUUUUUAUUUUGCCAAAAGAAUUUGGAAACGUGCGUGCUAAAUGCGGAUAGACUCAAGAGAGCUUUUGGGAAGUUCUCAUGUUAUGAAUAUUACUGCUAAUUUCUUCU